Molecule: messenger RNA, 1767 nt
Organism: Colletotrichum karsti
Lineage: Eukaryota; Fungi; Ascomycota; Sordariomycetes; Glomerellales; Glomerellaceae
Product: iron only hydrogenase large subunit domain-containing protein
Exons: 1
Coding region: 1-1767 (588 amino acids)
Biological process (GO): iron-sulfur cluster assembly
Cellular component (GO): cytosolic [4Fe-4S] assembly targeting complex
Molecular function (GO): 4 iron, 4 sulfur cluster binding
Source: RefSeq, a predicted model, not a curated record
AUGAGUGCGAUCCUCUCGGCAGACGACCUGAACGACUUCAUCAGUCCCGGCGUCGCCUGCAUCAAACCCAUCGAAACCCUCCCCUCUGCCCCGCCCCCGCCCUCGCAAGAUGCCUCCCUCGAGACCGAAGUCAUCCUCGACGGCCAACCGGGCUCCGCCGCCGCCGCCGCCGCCAACGCGCCGCCCGCCGAGAUAUCCCUGACCGACUGCCUCGCCUGCUCCGGCUGCGUCACCUCCGCCGAGGCCGUGCUGGUGAGCAUGCAGUCGCACACCGAGGUCCUCAACACGCUCGACUUCGGCCCCUCGCUGCGCAUCGUCGGGCCCGACGAGAGCGGCCAGUUCCGCGUCGACGGCCUCGAGGACGAGAGCCGCAGGCUCUUCGUCGCGAGCGUCUCGCCCCAGACGAGGGCCAGCCUGGCCGCGGCCGCGGGCAACGGCACGACGGAGAAGGAGGCCGGACACAUGCUGGAGAGACUGCUCAGCGGGCCGGAAGGGCUCGCGGGCGGGGGCAAGUGCGGGAACGGGUUCACAUGGGUCGUCGACACCAACGUCGCGCGCGAGGCCUGUCUGGUCAUGGGCGCGGACGAGGUGCUAGGCGCUGAGAAUGCGCCGGCGUCUUCCGCGACGAAGCCGAUCCUUACUGCUUCGUGCCCCGGCUGGGUUUGCUACGCCGAGAAGACGCAUCCCUACGUCCUGCCGCACCUGUCACGAGUGAAGUCUCCUCAGGCGUUGAUGGGCACGCUGCUGAAGACGACUUUGAGCAGGAAGUUGGGGAUCCCCCCAAGCAGAAUUUGGCAUCUCGCAGUCAUGCCGUGUUUCGACAAGAAGUUGGAGGCCAGUCGCGAGGAACUCACAGACGCGGUAUGGGCAGGAGACGGAACGCCAGGUCGCGGGGUCCGCGACGUCGACUGUGUUAUCACAAGUAAGGAGGUGCUGAUGCUCGCGGAAUCAAGAGGCUUCAAUUUCUUCGACCUCCCCCGGAGUAACCCUAACCUCCAGCGCGCAGUUUUCCCUGACGCGCGAUUGGAUAAAUUCCUCUUCCCCCGCCGCGCCUCCCAUCGCUCGCCCCAAGCCGCCGGCUCCUCUGGCGGAAACCUCUACUUUACUCUCCAAACGGUGGCAUCCAAACACCCCAACUCUCAGAUCCAAACAGUCCGUGGACGUAACGCUGAUGUCGUCGAAUACAUUGUCGCAUCCUCCACAGGAGACCCGAUAUUCAAAGCGGCAAGAUUCUAUGGUUUCCGCAAUAUUCAAAACCUGGUGCGCAAGCUGAAGCCCGCGCGGCCGUCUCGCAUGCCCGGUGGCAAGGCCUUCGGCGCCGCGAGACGGCCUACGGGCAAGUCUGCCGGCCUCGAGUAUGCCUACGUCGAGGUGAUGGCCUGCCCCGGCGGCUGUACCAACGGCGGUGGUCAGAUCAAGGUUGACGACCCAAUCAUGGUCGAGCGCAAGGGCUUCACGACGAAGCCUGGUCCGCCCGAGCAAAAAGAUUUCCUUGCUGAAGUUGACGAGGCGUAUUUCUCAGCCGAGGACUCUGACGGCGAGGAAGUCGUUUCCCAGAAUGGCGACACUCGCGAGGAUGUUGUUGACGGAAUUUCGCCUUCUUAUAUUCGAGAUACCCUGGCGCAUUGGGCGAGCAUAACUGGCAUAGACUUGGGUAGACUGGCACUCACGACGUAUCGCGAGGUAAUUAGCGAUGUCGGCAAGGACAAGACGAGCGAGACGGAGCGCGUCGUUCAGCUGGCGGGAAAGAUUGGCGGAGGUUGGUAG